Messenger RNA from Clunio marinus, 1878 nucleotides. The record is from the annotation of a GenBank genome assembly. NCBI's taxonomy places the organism in Eukaryota, Metazoa, Arthropoda, Insecta, Diptera, Chironomidae.
AUGUGGAAAAAACUUUAUUUAUUUUUACUGCUUCAUUUGACAAUUGGAGCUUUUAUUAACUUCAAAAUUCCUAAUUAUUCAACGGCAUUAGCUCGUGCUGUGAUUGAUUUAAUUGAUAAUUACUAUGCCACUAAAUCUCAUACAAUUCACAUGUUCUGCACAUCGAUUGAAAAUGAAAGUUCUAGUGAAUCACAUUAUGUAAUGAAUGAGGUGAUAAGACAGAUUGAUAAAAAAGUUGCGAUAGAUGUUCUCGAAAAUUUAAAUAGCAUCAACAAUGGCAGCAUUUUGGCCAACAAAAAGCACAAAAAUGUGGACAACGUUUUCUUUUGCAACUCACAGAAAUCUCUUUUUUCCCUCAUAAAUAAUAUUACGACCAAAACCUUUGAGUAUGAUGGAAGUUACGCAAUCGUAAUCAUUGGAUAUGUUGGUGAUAUUUAUGAAUUUAUGAGUGAAAUAUUUCAAAACUUUUGGAUAAAGCACAUUGUCAAUGUUAAUGUCUUAUGGAAGACGUCAGAUGAUCAGAAUGAAGAAGCGUUCAUGUUCACAUUUUAUCCCUUUCAUUCAUCAGAAUGUGGAGAUACAACACCAGUUCAAAUUAAUACAUUUCACGACGACAUUUGGGCUUUUAAAGCACACGCAUUUCCGAAUAAAAUGAAAAAUUUAUAUGGAUGCCCUUUGCAAAUUACUUUGUCACAUCAAUUUCCGUUCAUUUAUUGGAAAGAUGGAAGUUUAAAUGGAACUAUUGAAGAUUUAGAAGGAGUUGAAGCUGAUUUAUUAAAAGUAUUGUCAGAGACAAUGAAUUUCACAUCCAAUCUUACAAUGUUUGAUGAAGAAAUAUCAUGGGGGGAAAUUUAUGACAAUGGAACUUCAACAGGGCCAGUGCAAGCAGUUAUUGAAGGAAAAGCUAAUUUUACGAUGGGAUUCUUCACGGAAUUACCAGAAAGAGAUAAAUACAUGAAGGCAAGUCAUGUUUAUUACACGAGUGAAUUGAUUUUUGUGGUUCCACCAGGAAAGUUUUACACGCCUCUUGAGAUUCUUCUGAGUCCAUUUCAAUUGACUGUCUGGAUCUUUUUCUUUAUUGCUAUUUUACUGGCUUUAUUGACAAUUGAGGUUUUGAGCUUUCUGCCAUUGGAAGUACGAAAUUUUGUGAUAGGAAGAAACGUAAAAUACGCAGGUUUGAAUGUUACAGCUGUGGUUUUGGGCGUGCCUAUGCAUAAGCUUCCCACGAGAAAUUUUGCGAAGACUCUAUUAAUUUUAUUCACAUUUCUGUGUUUCAUUAUUAACAAUUCUUACAGAGGAAGUUUGUUUAAAAACAUGCAGAAAACCUUGACAAAGCCACCUAUGGCUUCAAAUGAAGAACUUUUCAAAACAGAUUUCAAGUUUUACAUUUAUUACUCAGAUUAUCUUUUGAUACCAGAAUUAACUCACAUUAUCGAACGGUCAAUCUCUUUAGAUGACAACGAAUUUAAUCUUAAAUAUGACGAUGUUACUAAUCCAGAUUUUAAAGGGGCGUUGAUGUCAAUGAAAGAUUACGUUAAAAGGAGAAAUAAAUUGAAACAUAGGAAUGGAAAAACACAUCUUAGAUCUAUAAAUGAUGCGAUUUUUCAACUAAACGUUGUUACGUACUUGAACGAAGAGUCAAACCUUGUUCAUGAAAUGAACGAAAUCAUUCUGAGAUUAAUCGAUGGUGGAUUGAUCAAAGAAUGGGCCAAGAGAGCUUUUGGCGAAGACAUUGGUUCUUAUCCCAAAGAUGACACAACGGAAAAAGCUUUAAGUAUAAAGCACUUGAUGGGUUCCUUUUAUUUACUUGGUAGUUUGCUGCUUUUAAGCACAAUAAUUUUCAUAGCUGAAAUUUCUAUUGUAAAAUUAAAGAAAUAA